Osmia bicornis bicornis is the source of this 2766-nucleotide messenger RNA. It is a transcript of the gene Sam-S, whose product is annotated as S-adenosylmethionine synthase. The transcript is spliced from 10 exons. Gene Ontology annotation, molecular function: methionine adenosyltransferase activity; ATP binding. Bases 600 to 1814 code for a protein of 404 amino acids. Gene Ontology annotation, cellular component: cytosol. Gene Ontology annotation, biological process: S-adenosylmethionine biosynthetic process. The record is from RefSeq and is a predicted model, not a curated record. Lineage: Eukaryota; Metazoa; Arthropoda; Insecta; Hymenoptera; Megachilidae.
GUGAACGUGUAUUCAGUGUAGAUUCUCUUCUUUCGUAUGUAACGUGUCUAUCUGUUCGCUAAGUUCAAAGUUCAACAGACAGCCGUGCUUGGAAAACGUUCUGACGAUUUUCCGAAGAAUCGAGAAAGAAACUAAUUUGAAUUAAAUAAAAGAGGUGGAGAGAACACGUGGACGAGUUUCGAGUGGGAAACCAACGUGCAAUUCGCGGGAAUUCUAAUCAAAUUCCGCGCCGAUCUUCGUCUCCCGGGUAAUCGAGCGUCACGUGACACGAGAUUAGCCGAAGCAGGCAACGAAGGUACCGAGGUUAUAAAUAGCGGCCACCAGGGAGCGGGCAGUCUCUUUUACUUUCCAUAGUGGAUCAUAGUGCAUUUGCUCCGCGCUCGGCCGACUAUUACGUUCUGUGCUGUGAUUGUGUUAGGGUUUGCUCUCGUGCGAGGCUAAAAGUAGGGUGUAGAGGUCGGACCGAAUUUUUCUUCGUCUCCGUUUUCAUUGUUCCACGACGUCGUAACCGUGAAACGAGUCGCGACACGUGGACCGAUUAUUCGACCAGGGACAAAAUAGAAGAUAACUGGUCAACGACGAGCACGAAAAGAAGGAAAAUGCCGGAGACUGCUCAUCACAUGAACGGAUACGCGAACGGGCACACGCCGCCCGAGCUGCAACAGGAUACAAGUUUUCUCUUCACCUCAGAAUCCGUCGGCGAAGGACAUCCAGAUAAAAUGUGCGAUCAAAUAAGUGAUGCUAUUUUAGACGCACACUUGCAGCAAGAUCCUGAUGCAAAAGUGGCUUGUGAGACCGUGACAAAAACAGGAAUGGUACUUUUAUGUGGUGAAAUUACAUCGAAGGCUGUGGUGGACUACCAAAAAAUUGUACGGGAUACAGUUAAACACAUCGGAUAUGAUGAUUCCUCGAAAGGUUUUGACUACAAGCUCUGCAGUGUUCUAUUGGCGCUUGAUGCCCAGUCACCAAAUAUUGCAGCAGGAGUUCAUGAAAACCGUAGUGACGAAGAAGUGGGCGCAGGAGAUCAGGGUCUGAUGUUUGGAUAUGCAACAGAUGAAACCGACGAGUGUAUGCCGCUGACUGUUGUGUUGGCGCACAAGUUAAAUCAGAAAAUCGCGAAAUUAAGGCGAAGCGGUGAACUAUGGUGGGCGAGACCAGAUUCAAAAACGCAAGUUACUUGUGAGUACGUGAUGGAUCAUGGUGCCUGCGUACCUAUAAGAGUGCAUACAGUGGUGGUAUCGUUGCAACACAGUGAAAAAAUUGGUUUAGAAGAAUUACGUAAGGCAGUUAUGGAGAAGGUUAUCAAAGAGGUAAUCCCAGCAAGGUACCUUGAUGACCGAACAAUUUUCCAUGUUAAUCCAUGUGGGUUAUUUAUUAUAGGUGGACCACAGAGCGAUGCAGGUCUCACAGGUCGCAAAAUCAUAGUUGACACCUACGGAGGCUGGGGUGCUCAUGGUGGUGGUGCAUUUUCUGGUAAAGAUUUCACAAAAGUCGAUAGAUCUGCUGCUUACGCUGCGAGAUGGGUUGCCAAAUCUCUAGUAAAAGCUGGUCUAUGCAGACGUUGUCUCGUACAGGUUUCUUACGCGAUUGGAGUAGCGGAACCUCUUUCAAUCACAGUAUUUGAUUAUGGUACAUCAAAAUUAUCUCAAAACGAGCUUUUAAAUAUAGUUAAUAAAAAUUUUGACUUACGACCUGGAAAGAUUGUAAAGGAAUUGAAUCUUCGUAAUCCAAUUUAUCAACAAACCAGUACGUACGGUCACUUUGGUCGAGAGGGAUUUACUUGGGAACAACCAAAAGCUUUAAUCCUCGAUUGAUGAGAGUGUAAACUUUAAAUUGGUUUGACGUUUUGCUUAUUAGAAAAACGUCGAUGAAAAAGCUCGCUCUGAAUAAUCUUAAUAUCUCGUAAAAUUGUUUUCCGAGAUUUUCCAACUUCCGCGCUACAUUCGCCAAGUCUAUCGCGAUUCCUUUUGCCAACCUAGAAUACUAGCAGGAAUAAUGACACUAGAUUUUUCCACAUCAUCAGAUAUAUUUGGUAUUAUGUGGUUAUAGUACAAAUUUCGUUGUCCCAGUACGCAGACGAAGACACAGAAACGGUCAUCAUUUUUCCUUGAAAUAUUUGGAAAAUGAAUGAGGAAUAGUUUAUCGAUCAUUAGGUGUAAAUGAAACUACUCGACAAAGGGAAAGGUGAAUAAAAAAGAAAAAUAUAUAUCAGCCUGUCGGUUGUGAGUCUGUGGCCCCAUACGUGCGUUUGUUAAUCACGUACCAUAUUUUAUUUGCCAGUAGCAUGACUCAUUACUGUGGCUUGUAAGUGAUGUGUGUUGGAAGUAGAAAUGAUUAAAGGAAGAACAAAUUAUCAAAGGACGAGAAAAAAAAUGUUCCAUAAUUGAUAAAUACAUAAAAAUUGGCAACGUAUUGCGGUGCCUCUAAGCAAAAAACAUUUGAGAUGAAAAGUAACGACUAAAUGAAAUGAAACGUUCUCUCAAAUUUUUAGCGGUAUUAGUACUUUAUUGUAAACGUACAUGAAAGUUUCACCCAGAUCUGCUUUUAAAGUGUGAAUGUAAUAUUUUAAUAACCUUGUGUUUACCUUUCCCAGCAAUUUUAGUCAAUAACGAUAAUAAAUGGUGCUCUCAUGUACGUUUUCUUUAUUAGAAUUAUUAAUCGUUCGAGUGCAAAUGUAAACUGGUAAUAAUUAUUGUACAUUAAUUUUUUUUAGCAAAGUGGGAAAAGUGAAACAAUUGAAGUGACCAAUUAGAUGAAAUGAACUUA